Entrophospora candida is the source of this 180-nucleotide messenger RNA. NCBI's taxonomy places the organism in Eukaryota, Fungi, Glomeromycota, Glomeromycetes, Entrophosporales, Entrophosporaceae. The record is from the annotation of a GenBank genome assembly.
AUGGAAACCUAUUUUAAACCAAAGAAAAUUGAAAUUAAGCCUGAAACAGUAGCAGAAGAUUUGGAGAAAGGAAAUAAAGGAACUGGAAUUAAUCAUGAAAAAGAUUUAGAAAAAAUCAAGGAAAAAAGAUCAAAAGAGAAUGAUAGUAAUAUUAAUAGUGAUAGUGGAUCAAGUGGAUAG